This is a messenger RNA of Populus nigra (black poplar), 5744 nucleotides long. RefSeq lists its product as uncharacterized. The transcript is spliced from 7 exons. The record is from RefSeq and is a predicted model, not a curated record. The coding region runs from base 312 to 5477 and encodes 1721 amino acids. Lineage: Eukaryota; Viridiplantae; Streptophyta; Magnoliopsida; Malpighiales; Salicaceae. Gene Ontology annotation, molecular function: ADP binding.
UUUGAUCCUUUGUGGAGUUCCUUGCAAGUCUCUUUUUUUUUCUCCUUAUUCAUAAUUUUCAAAAAAAAUAAAAAAAAUUUACCGAUCAUAGCUUUAGAUUAAUGUGUUAUUGGAAGUAAAGAGGAGCUAGUAUCAUGCGUGCAGGUGUCAAAGUGAUCUUCAUCAGCCUUCCAUUCCUUUCUCUCUUUGCUAGCUGGCUUCCAUACAGAGCUAAAGGCCUUCUCCUUUUGUUCCUCUCGCUAUAUUUUAUUAUUGAGCAGUCAGUACCGGUGCUUUCCGCAUAUAUUUUCACAAAUUAAGGCCGGUGGAAAAUGGAUAUCAUAAGUGCUGCUGGACCCAUUAUAUCCAAGAUAGAAGAUCUCAUGGUGGAACCAGUAGGAAGGCAGUUCCGUUACAUGUUCUGUUUCAACAAUUUUGCUCAAGAAUUCAAAGAACAAAAGGAGAACCUGGUUUCGGUAAAAGAUCGUCUGCAAGAUGCUGUCCGAGGUGCUGAAAGGAAUGCUGAAGAAAUUUACAAAGAUGUCAUCAAAUGGCUGGAAGAUGCAAACAACGGAAUUGAAGGUGCGAAGCCUUUGGAAAAUGAAAUAGAAAAAAAUGGCAAAUGCUUCACUUGGUGUCCAAACUGCAUGCGACAAUUCAAGUUAAGCAUGACACUGGCCAAGACGUCGGAGACUUUCAGAAAACUACAAGAAACUAGCAAAAAGUUUACAACAGUUUCCUGCAAAGCUCCUCCUCAGCCCAUAGAAUUUCUUCCAUCAAAGGAAUUCAUGUUCUCAAAAUCGUCAGAAGAAGCUUUCGAACAGAUUAUGAAAGCUCUCAAAGAUGACAAUGUCAAUAUGAUCGGACUGUACGGCAUGGGAGGGGUGGGUAAAACCACCCUGGUGAAUGAAGUGGGCAGGAGAGCCAAAGAGUUGCACCUUUUUGAUGAAGUUUUGAAAGCUACGGUGUCCCAGAAUCUAAAUGUCACAGGCAUCCAGGAUCAAAUGGCAGAUAGUUUAGAUCUGACUUUUGUCAAGAAGAGUAAAGAAGGGAGAGCAAAUGAAUUAUGGCAGAGACUGCAGGGAAAGAAGAUGCUUAUAAUCCUGGAUGAUGUUUGGAAAGAUAUUGACUUGAAAGAGAUAGGGAUCCCAUUUGGUGAUGCUCACAUGGGUUGUAAAAUUCUUCUAACAACACGUCUUCAAGACAUAUGUUCUUAUAUGGAGUGCCAGCCAAAAGUGUUCUUAAGUCUCUUAUCAGAAAAUGAAGCAUGGGCUUUAUUCAAAAACAAUGCAGGUUUACGUGAUGAGGACUCGGACUUGAACAGAGUGGCAAAGGAGGUUGCGAGAGAAUGCCAAGGCUUGCCGAUAGCACUUGUGGCAGUGGGAAAGGCUCUAAAAGAUAAAUCUGAACAUGAGUGGGAAGUAGCAUCUGAAGAGCUCAAAAAAUCUCAAUCUCGGCACAUGGAAAAAUUUGAUGACCGAAGAAAUGCAUAUGUAUGUCUUAAAUUGAGCUAUGAUUAUUUGAAGAACGAGAAAACCAAGUUAUGUUUCUUGCUAUGCUGUUUAUUUCCAGAAGAUUACAACAUUCCAAUCGAGGGGUUGACGAGAUACGCAGUUGGCUACGGGUUAUAUCAAGAUGUGAAGUCCAUUGAAGGAGCAAGGAAACGAGUUUAUAUGGAAAUCGAAAACCUCAAAGCUUGUUGUAUGCUGUUAGGAACAGAAACUGAAGAAUAUGUGAAAAUGCAUGACUUGGUUCGUGAUGUUGCUAUUCAGAUAGCAUCAUCAGAAAAAUACGGAUUCAUUGUAAAGGCUGGCUUUGGGUUGAAGGAGUGGCCAACGAGCAAUAAAAGCUUUGAAGGCUGUACAGUAAUCUCGUUAAUGGGCAAUAAACUAACAGAUCUUCCUGAAGGAUUGGUGUGUCCACAGCUCAAAGUUCUAUUAUUAGAACUGGAUCGUGGUUUGAAUGUUCCAGAGAGGUUUUUUGAAGGGAUGAAAGCAAUAGAAGUAUUGUCUCUAGAGGGAGGGUGUUUGUCAUUGCAAUCACUUCAAUUCUCGACGAACCUUCAAUCGUUGCUGUUGAGAAGGUGUGAAUGCAAGGACCUCAUUUGGUUGAGAAAGCUGCAAAGACUUCAGAUUCUUGGUUUCAUGUGGUGCGACUCCGUUGAAGAAUUACCUGAUGAAAGGAUUCCUGUGAAUUUGAUAGGAAGGUUGAAGAAGUUAGAAGAACUGUUGAUCGGGAGCUUCAAGGGAUGGGAUGUUGUUGGAUGUGACAGCACAGAAGGAAUGAAUGCAAGCCUAACAGAGCGAAAUUCACUGUCUCAUUUAGCUGUAUUAUCAUUGACGAUACCGAAGGUUGAAUGCAUUCCCAGAGAUUUUGUUUUUCCCAGGUUGCUCAAAUAUGAUAUAGUGUUAGGGAAUGGGUAUUCAAAAAGAGGAUACCCAACCUCGACAGGAUUAUAUUUGGGUGGUAUCAGCGCCACAUCCUUAAAUGCAAAGACAUUUGAGCAGUUGUUUCCUACUGUGUCUCAAAUUCAUUUACGCGACGUUAAGAGUUUAGAAAAUAUAGAAUUGCCCUCUGGCCAUGGGUCGCAAAAAGACUUCUUACAAAGAUUAGAAAAUGUCGAAGUGAAUGAAUGUGGGGAUAUUCGCACUCUGUUUCCAGCAAAAUGGCGGCAAGCUUUGAAAAAUCUAAGGAGUGUGAAAACUUAUGAUUGCAAAUCAUUGGAAGAGGUAUUUGAAUUUGAUGAGGCUGAAGAAGGAAUUAACGAGGAGAAGGAGCUGCCGCUACUGUCAUCUUUAACAACGUUACGGUUGUCAUAUUUACCUGAGCUCAAAUGUAUAUGGAAGGGACCCACUAGACAUGUCAGCCUUCAAAGUUUUACUCGUCUGGAGUUGUCAUCUCUUGACAAACUGACAUUUAUCUUCACACCGUCCCUCGCUCAAAGUCUUAUUCAUCUGGAAACACUUGAGAUAUUCGGUUGCCGUGGAUUGAAGCGUCUUAUCAGAAAGAAGGAUGACGAAGGGGAAAUAAUUCCAGAGUCUCUUGGCUUCCCAAAAUUAAAAACUCUCUCUAUAAGUGGCUGUGAAAAACUGGAAUAUGUCUUCCCUGUUUCCGUGUCUCCAAGUCUUCAGAACCUGGAAGAGAUGAAGAUUCAUUUUGCUGACAAUUUAAAGCAAGUAUUUUACAGUGGAGAAGGAGAUGACAUCAUCGUCAAGUCUAAAAUUAAAGAUGGCAUCAUCGACUUCCCUCAGUUAAGAGAAUUGUCUCUUUCAAAGUGCAGCUUUUUUGGUCCAAAGGAUUUUGCUGCCCAAUUGCCUUCUUUGCAAUGUCUAAGCAUCUCUUGCCUCGAAGAAUGGGGUAAUUUGUUGGCACAGCUUCGAUUGUUUCCUACUGUGUCUCAUAUUGAUUUUUGGAGAGUGGAGGGUUUAAAAAAUAUAGUAUUGUCCUCUGAUCAGAUGACCACCCAUGGCCAUGGGUCGCAAAAGGACUUCUUUCAAAGAUUACAACAUGUAGAAGUGAGAAAAUGUGGGGAUAUUCGCACUCUGUUUCCAGCAAAAUGGCGGCAAGCUUUGAAAAAUCUAAGGAGCGUGGUAAUUAAAAAAUGCAAAUCAUUGGAAGAGGUAUUUGAAUUGGGUGAGGCUGAUGAAGGAAGUAAUGAGGAGAAGGAGCUGCCGCUGCUGUCAUCUUUAACGGAGUUACUGCUGUCAGAUUUACCUGAGCUCAAAUGUAUAUGGAAGGGGCCCAUUAGACAUGUCAGCCUUCAAAGUCUUACUCGUCUGGAGUUGUCAUCUCUUGACAAACUGACAUUUAUCUUCACACCGUCCCUCGCUCAAAGUCUUAUUCAUCUGGAAACACUUGAGAUAUUCGGUUGCCGUGGAUUGAAGCGUCUUAUCAGAAAGAAGGAUGACGAAGGGGAAAUAAUUCCAGAGUCUCUUGGCUUCCCAAAAUUAAAAACUCUCUCUAUAAGUGGCUGUGAAAAACUGGAAUAUGUCUUCCCUGUCUCCGUGUCUCCAAGUCUUCAGAACCUGAAAAAGAUGAAGAUUCAUUUUGCUGACAAUUUAAAGCAAGUAUUUUACAGUGAAGAAGGAGAUGACAUCAUCGUCAAGUCUAAAAUUAAAGAUGGCAUCAUCGACUUCCCUCAGUUAAGAGAAUUGUCUCUUUCAAAGUGCAGCUUUUUUGGUCCAAAGGAUUUUGCUGCCCAAUUGCCUUCUUUGCAAUGUCUAAGCAUCUCUGGCCUCGAAGAAUGGGGUAAUUUGUUGGCACAGCUUCGAGGGUUUAUGAAUUUGAAAGGCAUAUCUAUUGAAAACUUGGAAGGAGUACAAGAUUUAAUGCAAGUUGGAUAUUUGGUAACUAAUAGAAGAGGUGGGCAUGAACUUUCACUUGUGAGUUUGGAAGCAUUACACUUGAACUUAUUGCCAGACUUGAGGUGUAUUUGGAAGGGUCUCGUGCCAAGCAAUUUGACUACUUUGAAGGUGAAAAAGUGUGACAGACUGACACAUGUAUUCACAAUCAACAUCAUUGCUAGUCUAGUCCAACUUGAAGUUCUAAAGAUAUCAAAUUGUGAGGAAUUGGAGCAAAUCAUUGCUAAGGAUAAUGACGAUGAAAAUGAUCAGAUAUUGUCAGGAAGUGAUCUCCAAUCUUCAUGCUUACCUAAAUUGGAAGGAGUACAGGAUUUAAUGCAAGUUGGAUGUUUGGUAACUAAUAGAAGAUGUGGGCAUGAACUUUCACUUGUGAGUUUGGAAACAUUACACUUGAACUUAUUGCCAGACUUGAGGUGUAUUUGGAAAGGUCUCGUGCCGAGCAAUUUGACUACUUUGAAGGUGAAAAAGUGUGACAGACUGACACAUGUAUUCACAAUCAACAUCAUUGCUAGUCUAGGCCAACUUGAAGUUCUAAAGAUAUCAAAUUGUGAGGAAUUGGAGCAAAUCAUUGCUAAGGAUAAUGAUGAUGAAAAUGAUCAGAUAUUGUCAGGAAGUGAUCUCCAAUCUUCAUGCUUCCCUAAUUUGUGUCGAUUUAAGAUUAGAGGAUGCAAUAAGUUGAAGAGUCUCUUCCCGGUAGCCAUGGCUUCAGGUCUCAAAAGGCUUCAAUCACUUGAAGUAAGAGAAUCCUCUCAACUAUUGAGAGUAUUUGGGCAAGAUAACCAUGCUUCACCUGCCAAUAUUGAGAAGGAGAUGGUGCUCCCUGGUCUGCAGUUGCUGAUUCUAGAAAAAUUACCAAGUAUUGUUUGCUUUAGUCAUGGAUGUUAUGAUUUCUUAUUCCCUCGUUUGGUGAUGUUGUUGGUGCGUCAAUGUCCAAAGCUGACCACAAGAUUUGCUACUACAUCAAAUGGUUCAAUGAGUGCUCAAUCAGAGGUAUCUCAAGUAGUUGAGGAUUCAAGCACUGGUUGCUCCGUGCCAACCACCACUUCUAGAAUGUGUACUCGAAAUAAUGGGUGGUGGGACGAGGUCGAGGAGGAGGAAGAGGAAAAAGAUGAGGAUGGAGGUGGUCAUGAUAAUUAAGUCAGAUGUUUUGGUGAUUUCACGGAGAUUCAGCUAUGGGAUACAAUUUGGCUUCACAUUGUAUAACAGUCUUAUUUACCAUAAAACUCCCAAAACAAGGUUAUUAACUUAUCUAUCUAUGUGUUUGCUGUGUGUGAAGUUAUUUAUUGUGCGAACCUCAAGAAAUAAGGGCUUCUGUUUAUUUGCCCAUUUGUGUUUCUUUUUCAAGUGUCUGAACCUUAAAAAACAAGGGUAUAAUGUUUACUCAUUUGUGUGCUUAUUGUUUAA